CACCCCCACCUCCCACUCUCUGUUAUAAAAGCCCCCUCACCCCUCUCUCUUUUCUGUUUUUUCCUCUUCCUCCAACCCAAAACCAAAAAAUCUCUAUAUUUUCCUAACUUCAAAUUCAAAAUUGGAGAGAAAUAAAUUGAGAGAGAGAGAUAAGAGAUUGACUUGGUACUUGUGAUGGCAGUGAGCAGAAAAGAUAUGGAUCGGAUAAAGGGUCCAUGGAGUCCCGAAGAGGACGACGCUCUGCAGAGGCUGGUACAGAAGCACGGCCCCCGUAACUGGUCUCUGAUCAGCAAGUCGAUACCCGGUCGGUCCGGCAAGUCUUGCCGGCUCCGGUGGUGCAACCAGCUCUCCCCUCAGGUGGAGCACCGUGCCUUCACGCCAGAGGAAGACGACACCAUAAUCCGGGCCCACGCCCGCUUCGGCAACAAGUGGGCCACCAUCGCCCGCCUCCUCAACGGCCGAACCGACAACGCCAUCAAGAACCACUGGAACUCUACGCUCAAGCGUAAGUGCUCCGAUAUCGGCAUCGUUUUUCCCGGAGGAGGUGUAGGUGGAAGCGGAGGCUACGAUGGUCAUUUCCUUCAUGACCACGAGCAGCCGCCGCUGAAGCGAUCGGUGAGUGCCGGGUCGGGCAUGCCCGUUUCCACCGGGCUUUACAUGAGCCCGGGUAGCCCGUCCGGUUCAGAUAUGAGCGACUCCAGCGUAGUACCGGUUAUGUCUCUGUCCGAGUGCCACGUGUACAGACCCGUGGCGCGGUCUGGAGGGGUUCUGCCGCUCUCGGAAACGACGUCGUCUUCCAACGACAACAAUAGUAACAACGAAAAACAGAAGGAGCCUACGACUUCUCUGUCUCUGUCGCUGCCCGGGGUUGACUCGGGCGAGGUGUCCAACCGGGUGGCGGCAACCGAGUCGACUCAGGCGCCGGUUCCGAUUCCGAUUCCGGUUACGAUUCCGAUUCAGAAUCCGGUUCCAGAUCCGGCUCCGGCUCCGGCUCGGGCUCCGUUUCAGAAUAUACCAGUGGAGUUGUUGGCGGUGAUGCAGGGGAUGAUAAGGAAGGAGGUGAGGAGCUACAUGGCUGGGUUGGAGCAGAGUGGGAUAUGUAUGCAGCAGGCUGCUAGUAACGAUGGGUUUAGGAAUGUUGCUGUAAAGCGAAUUGGGGUUAGCAGGAUCGAGUGAGAAAUUUGAUGAGAAGUUGGGGAGUUUUUGGGAAAUUCUAAUUCAGUGAAGGAAUGAAUGAAUGAAGCUCAAUGCAAAAGCUAAGGGCUUUUUGGACGGAGGAGUUGGACUAGUUAGUGAAAAAAUGAUGAUCAAAAGAUAUGGUGGAAGUUGAAGCUGGGAAGUGAAAAAUAACUGGGCUUGUGUUGUUUUUUUUUUUCCUUUUGCUUUCUUUGGGUUUAAUUAUCAGGGGAAAUAAUAAUUAUGGUCAAUGUACAGAGGGAGAGUAAUGAGAGAGGGAGAGUAAUGAGAGAGACUGAGAUGAGGAAGAAGAUAUGGUGUUGGAGAAGAGAGAGAGGUCUGAAAGUGGGCAUCCAAUCCAAGAGGGAAGGGAACUUUUGGGCCUUGUUCAUCGAAAAACAACAUGCAACUUCAUUAAAAAAAAAAAAAGAAAAAAGAAAAAAAAAAAAUGAAUCCCCGAAAUUUCAAUCUUAUUUCUCGUCCUCUUGAAUAUUUUGGGUUUAUUUUUCCUGCUUAUGUUAUAUAAUCUGAAAUAAGUAAAAGGAAAAAAGGGGGUUCUGACUGAGUUCUGAGCCACCUGUUUAAAGAUCCAAACUAAAAAGCAAUAAGACCCAAAAACCACCAAACCAAAAGAGUCUGCCACACAGAGAAAUUCUAUCUGGUAAGUCCGUACAAAAUGUAGAGGCCAUUUCGGUAAUCUUGAACCACACGAUUCUUCAGACUGAAAAUACAGGGGGUUUAUGUGACAGCUAAUGGCCUAGUAUCUACCCUAUAAUACAACAGAAUAGGUGCGUGACCAGUCUAAGCAAAACAAGGAAAAAAAAAAAAGCAACCUCUUUUUAUCGUUUUUCAGUUUUGGUGGGGAGAACGAUUUACUACGUUUACUUAUUGGGUAAGGAAAAAAAU
This is a messenger RNA of Prunus dulcis (almond), 2082 nucleotides long. Its product is annotated as transcription factor MYB73-like. Gene Ontology annotation, cellular component: nucleus. The coding region runs from base 175 to 1176 and encodes 333 amino acids. Gene Ontology annotation, biological process: regulation of DNA-templated transcription. Lineage: Eukaryota; Viridiplantae; Streptophyta; Magnoliopsida; Rosales; Rosaceae. The transcript has a single exon. Gene Ontology annotation, molecular function: DNA-binding transcription factor activity, RNA polymerase II-specific; RNA polymerase II cis-regulatory region sequence-specific DNA binding. The record is from RefSeq and is a predicted model, not a curated record.